This is a messenger RNA of Ilex paraguariensis (yerba mate), 624 nucleotides long. The record is from the annotation of a GenBank genome assembly. Lineage: Eukaryota; Viridiplantae; Streptophyta; Magnoliopsida; Aquifoliales; Aquifoliaceae.
AUGCCACCACCUAAAAACCCAUCACGAGGAUUCUCAUUCUUCGGCCUCGGCGGUGGCGGAAAUUUCAGCAAUUCCAAGAAAGCUGAUCAGGUGCCGCCACCGGCGCUGAAGCUAGAGACUGACAGAGACGUAUAUAGACCCGGUGAUCCAGUAACUAUCACAAUUGAGAUCGCAAACCCUCCGGGUGGUACAUUUUCGCUUCUAGUCGAGAGGCUUAGUUUUGAGAUCAAAGGGAUCGAGAAGUUGGAUUCGCAAUGGUUUUCCACUGCCAAGCCCACCCAAGAGUCUAAACAAAGAAGAGGUGAGUAUGUUUUCAUGGAGUGCUCAACACCAUCAAUAGUUUCAAAUCAGAUUCUUUCAGCUGGGGCCACUAAAAAAUGUUUGGGAAGUUCCUUACGAUAUCUAGAAUCCAUUUGUCUAAGAGAAGGGGCUUCAUUUCUGUUCCUCAAGGAGGCGACUAUGCUUGUUGGAGUUAGAAUCAAGGUUAUUUCAAAGCUUGGAGUGGCUGUUAGUGAUAGGAUAAAGCUUCAGAGGCUAUAUGGUGGGAUGAAAUUUCGAUAUAACCAUCGAGAUGUAGAAGAUGAUGACGUGGUUAGGGAUUCAUUGUGUGGCUUAGAAGGGUAG